Messenger RNA from Suillus paluster, 354 nucleotides. RefSeq lists its product as uncharacterized. Bases 103 to 327 code for a protein of 74 amino acids. The transcript is spliced from 3 exons. NCBI's taxonomy places the organism in Eukaryota, Fungi, Basidiomycota, Agaricomycetes, Boletales, Suillaceae. The record is from RefSeq and is a predicted model, not a curated record.
GACAGAAUUCGUACGGGAAGAUUUCUAAUGUUAUUCAAGAGUCUCGUCGAGGCAGCAGGGAACUUUGUACAGAAGUAAGCAUAUUGAUCGAUUCCGCAACGAAUGUCGCGACAUGCUCUGUCUGCCAAGCUCAUCAGGAGAUGGUUACUUGCAGCUGCUGUGAACGAAAUUUGUAGCCAAAUGCGUCUCACAAGUGAGACCUGUGCAGCAAUCUGCGGUGCUGUCGCAAAGCCCUUGUGCACUUACGCAUGCACUGACAGAAUAGAUGUUGUCAAAGCGGGAACAGCAGCGCGGAGGAAUGAGAAACGCAUGGCUUGCGCUAGGUAAUAGGGGAUGCGUCAAGGGGGUUCUCGA